AUGACGACAGUAAGUUUGACCUGCCUGCCUUUUGAAAACCAUUGGAAAGUCCGCAUUUUGCCCGGCGAAUAUUGUAUUUUCCGCCCGCAAAACUUUUAUGCUUUGGUCAUCCUCAACGUUGUUACCGACGUUUUCAUCUUGGUUAUCCCGCUUCCUUUGCUUUGGCACUUGCGUAUAUCAAUAUGGAAGCGCGUCGGCGUUAUUUUGCUGCUUUCCGGCGGGUUAUUUGUCAUGUCGGCCGCUAUCAUCCGCUGCGCCAUCACCAUCGCGGCGGCGCCGAGCAUUCUUGUCAUCAAUAUCUGGGGGUACAGAGAGACCUUUGUCGCGCUCGUGGCCGUUACGGCCCCGGUCAUAAGCCCCAUGUUCAGGAGGAGAUUUUGGAACCGUGGCGGGUGGGUUCGUACGCCACCGGCGACGGAUUUGCAGUGCCGCCAGGCCGCGGCGGAGCUCGGGCAGAUUGAGAGGAGGCGGAGGUUGGCACAUGUGCAGGGAGCGCAGAUUGCUUCCGCCAGCUCGGCACACAAUUAG
Molecule: messenger RNA, 528 nt
Organism: Pyricularia oryzae 70-15
Lineage: Eukaryota; Fungi; Ascomycota; Sordariomycetes; Magnaporthales; Pyriculariaceae
Exons: 1
Coding region: 1-528 (175 amino acids)
Source: RefSeq, a predicted model, not a curated record